This is a messenger RNA of Alternaria alternata, 1224 nucleotides long. RefSeq lists its product as hypothetical. Gene Ontology annotation, biological process: mycotoxin biosynthetic process. Lineage: Eukaryota; Fungi; Ascomycota; Dothideomycetes; Pleosporales; Pleosporaceae. Bases 390 to 1211 code for a protein of 273 amino acids. The transcript is spliced from 3 exons. The record is from RefSeq and is a predicted model, not a curated record.
GCUCGAUGUUUGCAUUGGGUUUCACGCUAUCUUCGCUUGAGGCGGAAGACGAGAUAGCUUCAUACUCUUGGCGAUUCAUCCUCGGUUUCAUCCCGGCGAUCUAACGAAACUUGGCAUAGCCCACGUAUCGCGUAUCCAGGAACCCGUUUCAGCGUUCUCAACUCACGCUUAGAACUACCCAUCGAGCUGUCGCCGGCGUCUACCAUGAAUGGCAAUGACAGCUCCGACCAGGAACCACAGCCUCAGCGUUUCGGUGUGGGCCAGCAUGUUUGACGUACGAGUACAUCUGUACGGAGCCCGCCGCUGCCUUUGGUUCCUCAGCUGCGCUCACUUUCGUUUUUAAUAUCCAAGUUUACGAUUGACCUGGCGUCACCGACUUACUAAUCGACAUGAUGGAGCCACAACACCACUACGCAGAUGUACGUUCGCAGGACCAUCACCAUGAUGACGACUCAUCGACGGAGGUUGAAUCUUUGGUUGGGGGAGAGAAGCAAUGGGCAGCAGGCGAAUAUCACAGCAGAGCACCAUCGUCAAGAAGAAGAAUAAUGUGCCCGCCGCUGGUGGCAGCGAUGCGAUGGAUAUUGGUGAUAGGGUUGCAGCUCGUGAUCAUCGGGUUGCUGGCCAGAGAUCAAGGCGUGCUCGACUCAACACGGUGGAAGGCACGUUCAACAAGCGCCAACGAUGUAGGUGGCGAUAUCACCGGAUGGUCCCCACACAUCCCAACGCAGAUCACCAAGUUCGAGAUAAAUCAGACAUUUGCACCCUACAACACAUCAGAGUUCUUCAAGCCCGAAGUACUUCGAGCAUGGAACGAACUCUUGCCUGUCGGCAUGGGCUUUCAGAGCAUUCCUGACCCAGAGAACUACCACGACCUUCCCACUCCCAUCGUCUGGCCCAACGCUACUGUCUUCACGACAUCCAUGACCCACCAGCUCCACUGCCUCUAUGCUGUCGUCGCAGUCUAUUCCGGUAUGACUUCGGGUCAUGAGCUUGAAGAAGACCAUCACUGGCACAUGAUCCACUGCUUUGACUACAUGCGCCAAGCUAUCAUGUGUAGCGCGGAUAUGGCUCUUGAAGGGCUGGAGACGACAUUUCCCGACCACAAUGGUGGCAGUGAUGGUUGGGACAGUAAGCAUGUCUGCAAGGAUCCGAAGAAGGUUAGAGAACGCCUAGAGAGUGUGAGGGCGUAUGACGACCAAGAGAUCUUCUAGAUAGAUCAUGCGU